Messenger RNA from Sceloporus undulatus (fence lizard), 2769 nucleotides. Its product is annotated as apolipoprotein L3-like. Bases 404 to 1459 code for a protein of 351 amino acids. Gene Ontology annotation, molecular function: lipid binding. The transcript has 4 exons. The record is from RefSeq and is a predicted model, not a curated record. Gene Ontology annotation, biological process: lipoprotein metabolic process; lipid transport. Lineage: Eukaryota; Metazoa; Chordata; Lepidosauria; Squamata; Phrynosomatidae. Gene Ontology annotation, cellular component: extracellular region; membrane.
UAUCCACUUAUUAACCCGGAACUUGCCUCUGCUGCUCCUCAACUCCUCCCAGAGAGCUCAACACUUCAGUUCAGCAGAGAACACUGAGACAAUUCAGAAUGUUAGACCCAAAAGGUGCAAUGGGGAAUGGUGGCUUCAUUGUCAGUAGCUCAGCGAUUCUGUUCCUGGUCUUAGUAUGAACUUUAAAGGAAAUAUCCAAAAUGCUGAUCCUGUUUGAGGAGCAUAGAUAGCUUCUUUGACAUUCAGACAUGAAAAUCUUCGGUCGCUGCUAAAAAGGAAAUUAGUGAUCUGCUAAUAAACAAAUGUGUGGAUUGUCUUGAUUCUGUGCAACUGCAGGAAUUUGCUGCAGGAAAAGGCUUGAAAUAAACUUAGACUGAGAAGAGACAAAAAGAUAUUGGUUAGAAUGUCUUCGGAAGAAUACCGAGAUCAUGAAGAAGAGUUGGAGUAUGGCAACACCUUGGGAAUCUCAGAGAGUCUGCUGGAUGAAUUAGGUGAUGAUCAGUGGCAAAGCCUCCUGGAUAAAGAUGGAGAUUAUUACAUGGAAAUGCUGAAGGAUGAUAAUGAAUUUGAGAGAAAGGAAAGAAACGGGGCUUGGGAUGAAAUGGACAGUUUCUACUUGGUCUACUUUAUGCAAGAAUUUCCUGCUCAGAGAGAAAAAAUUGAAAAGUCCAUCCAAUGCCUUCGAGAAAUGGCAAAUGACAUUGACAAGACCCACAAGGACUGUACCAUCGCCAGCAUUGCUGCCAACUCUACAGGCGCCUCUUCUGGCAUCUUGAACAUCCUAGGACUGACUUUGGCCCCCUUCACGGCAGGUGGGAGCUUAAUCCUGACAGCCACUGGGAUUGGUUUAGGGGCAGUUGCCGCAGUCACUGGCAUGUCCAGUACUUUAUAUGAAAAUGUAAAUAAUUCAAAGGAAAAGGAAAGAGCACAAGAGCUAAUAAGUGAAUGCCAAAAAUGCCUAAGAAAUGUCUUGCCUACCAGUGGGAUAGAUUUCAGUUCUCAAUGCCCACUGAAUAAUGGAGCUGUUGGGGAAAACGUCAAGCAACUUGUUUCCAACGUUGCCAGUCAAGUUCCCAACAUGUACAGGGCUGCCAAGGAAAUCAGGAUGAAUGUAAAGGCACUGAAGCUUGCUCGAAACAAUCCUGGCUUGAAGGCUUUAGCCAAGCGAGCAACAGCUGUAGGAAGCACAUCCCAGCGUACAAUCAGGGGGGUCAAAAAUGUGAAAAAGGCCUUUGGGGGAACUGCACUUGCAAUGACCAGAGGAGCCAGAAUGCUAAGCGCUGCCACAGCUGGGGUGUUUCUCCUGUUUGAUGUAUAUGGCAUUGCCCAAGAUGCUAAACAUCUCACACAGGGAGCCAAGGCCGAAACAGCAGCAGAGAUAAGAGAAGAAGCCAAUAAACUGGAAGAGAAACUGUACAAUCUCAACAGGCUGUAUGAGGAACUCAAAGGCAUUAUGUGAGUAAAAGAGACCAUGAGCCAGACAACCUAUGCAUCUAUGAUGCACUUCUUUUACUGUCUGUUCAUCACCUAUACCCAUAUAUAGCUCAUCUUUAAGUACUCUCCAAUAUACCCAAAAUAUACUACACAUGUGUGCACAUGUGCCUUCAAGUCACUUGUUGACUUAUGGCCAAUCCAUGAAUUUCAUAAGAUUUUCUUAAGCAAGAAAAUCCAGAGAUAGUUUUGCCUGUUCAUUCCUCUUAAAUAUAUAUAUUACCUGGUAUUUUUAGUGGUCACCCAUCUCAAUAUUAACAAAGGUUGUCCCUGCUUAGCUCCGACAGUGGAACAAAUGAUGGUGAUAUGCCUGUUGCGAUUUGGCAGGGUCAGUCUUCUGGUUAAUCCACUUUUCAUCUGCUUUUAAAAUGUCCUGGUUUAUUCCUCCCACAUUGCCCCUUUAUCUACAGUUAACUUCCAUUGCUGCAAUCUGAGCACAAAGUGCAAAAGUACCUUACACUCUAUUAAUCCAAGUGGAGCAGAGGAGAGGAAGGAGUAGAAUCUUGUCUUUGGAGCAGACUCAAGAAAAUCAAACUUCUUCACUGUCUGCUAGCAUGUGUACUCAUCCUUAUUCAUAACUUUUGCCAUCUUGAUUACACUUUGAUUUUGCUCAGCCACACGUGCCCCACUGUUCAUUUAUGAAAUAUUUCAGGACAUGUCUCUAUGUUCUAUGGCAGUGGUUCUCAAUCUUUGCUUCUACAGGUGUUCAGCACUUCAGCUCCCAGAAUUCAUGGCCAUGAAGACUGAGACCUCUGGGAGCUAAAGUCCAAAUCAUCUGGGGAACCAGUUAUCAAAAAAGCACUCUUCUGGAGGCAAUAUUCAGCUAUGUAGAUUUGACUCAAGGCUGAAUAAUUCCUAAAAUGUUACAAACAAAGCCAGCUUCCAUUUGAGCUCACCAGAACUCUUCUUUAAGCUUGGAUGGUACAAUAUUGAGAGGUUUGUAGAAGGAAUAAGAAGUCUAAAGAUCAAGCCAACUGCAUUAGCCAUCAUUUCUGUAGCCAAACUGACUUGCAAAACACAAACUGCAAAUCAGGGAAGAGGAAAGUUGUUAUCCAUAUAUAAUUUCUUUCCUUUUAAUAGACCCAAGCCUGGCUGUAACCCCUAGUGAUCUACCCAUUGCCUAGCUAAAGCUUACAGGCCCCUGAAACGGCAUAGAACAUAAGGAUAGGAGCAAUCGUGCAAUUUAAAAUUGUUUUAAUGAACUUGAAACUUCAUUGUGUUUAUGGUAUUUUAGUGAUCUAGUAAAGAUGAUCCAAUAAACUCUGAAUUUUUUAUCUA